AUGAAUAUAGGAUACUUCGCCUCCUCAGUUAUCUACGAGACGACUGUAGCAUCUCAGUAUCCUUUCUGUAUCCUUAUAGAGCUCAAAAGAUGUGAUGCAAGAGCUGAUCUCACUGAUUUUGUGGGCGAGAGCUCAAUUCUGCUUGUACAAGCUAAGGCGUACUCCAGAAGCGACGCGCAUUGUCCUCGCCCGGGCAAUGUGGCAAAUAUGCGAGGGCUAUCGGCUAGAGGACGAAGCCGGCCAAAGAAUUUAGUCCGCCAUCGCCAGCAACAUCCAGUGCGCUUGGCAACACUUAACGUUGGGACGCUUACUGGAAGAAGUCGUGAACUGGAAGGCAGUCUCAGAAAACGCCGUGUUGACAUAUGUUGUGUACAGGAGACUCGCUGGGAAGGCUCCAAGGCAAGGGAGUUAGGCGAUGGCUACAAGCUGAUCUACCACGGCACAUCAAAUCGCAAUGGCGUUGGUAUCAUAUUGAACGAGUCGUUUAGAAAUAGCGUCACAGCGGUGGAUCGACUAUCGGAUCGCUUGAUGGCUGUAAAAGUAGAUACAGGAGAAGUGGAAUUGCGAGUCGUCUCUGCUUAUGCGCCACAGAUGGGCUGUAGUGAAGAAGAGAAGGCGUGCUUUUGGGAAGAUCUGGAGCAGUACGUCCAAUCCCUGGAAAGCGAAGAAGUACUUUUAAUCGGAGGAGACUUCAACGGACAUGUCGGUUCUUGGAAAGACGGAUUUGAGAGUUGUCAUGGUGGAUACGGCUAUGGAGCUCGUAACGACGACGGGUUGCGAAUCCUGGAGUAUGCGGUUGCAAGUGACUUGAUCAUUGCUAACACGCAGUAUCGGAAAAGAAAAUCGCAUUUGAUCACGUACACCAGCGGCGGUCGUGAAACACAAAUAGAUUUCUGGAUGUUACGCCGACGAGAUCGCCGACUUCUGCAGGAUUCAAAAGUCAUCCUUACAGAUCAUGUCGCUGCCCAACACCAUCUGCUCGUUAUGGACUUGAAAAUCUCCCGUCCAAGGAAGAGACAUCCAAGGACUGAAACACAGCGCAUCAAAUGGUGGAAUCUGAAGGAUCGAAAGGAGGCGGCAAUUCGUAAGAAGAAGUCCAAGUAUAAGCUCUGGUGGAGGACACGUGAGCCUGAAGAUCGGGAUGUUUACCUAGCGGCGAAGAGGGAGGCUAAGAAGGCAGUCUCCAAGGCGAAGUCGGACAGCUACAAGGCUGUGUACGACAUGCUUGAUACCAGAGAAGGCGAGCGGGCAGUGUAUCGUUUAGUCGGAGCGCGUCAUCGCUCAACGUUGGAUAUGGAGCACACCAAGAUCGUUAAGGGAGCUGAUGGAGCCGUUCUGCGCCGCUCUGGUCAGAUCCUGGAGAGGUGGCGAGAGUACUACAAUCACUUGUGUAACGAAGAGUUCUGUCAUCCUCCGAUCCCAACCGUUCCCAGCGUCGAAGGUCCUGUUCUACCAAUUACUGCCGUCGGAGUCAGUGCUGCACUCGCAAAAGUGAAGUCGAACAAGGCAACCGGUCCUGAUGACAUACCUGUUGAUAUCUGGAAGCUGCUAGGAGAUCGAGGGUCCAUGUGGCUCGCAACUCUACUUAACAAGAUCGUUGCAGAAGGACGGACUCCAGACGUUUGGCAAACUUCCGUGACCGUGCCUGUCUGGAAAGGAAAAGGAGACAUUGCUGACUGCACCUCGUACAGGCCUAUACGACUGCUGUGCCAUACGAUGAAGGUUUUUUUUGUCCUCGAAGCUCGUCUGAGGAAAAUUGUUAGCGUUUCACUCAACCAGUGCGGCUUUGUGAAGGACUGCACCACUGUAGAUGCUAUCCAUGCUGUCCGAAUCCUCCUGGAGAAACAUCGAGAGAAGAACCGCAGUGUGCAUCUUGCUUUUCUCGAUCUCGAGAAAGCUUUCGACCGUGUCCCACAUGAGCUGUUAUGGAUGUCCAUGAGGUCGCAUAGAGUACCAGAAGAAUAUAUGAGGUGGACGAAGCUGCUUUAUGCGAAGCCUACCAGCGUUGUACGAUGUGCUGUUGGAACAAGCAGGCCAUUCCCUGUACGAGUAGGGGUUCAUCAGGGUUCAUCCCUCUCAUCUCUGCUGUUCAUACUGUGCAUGGACACGAUAACGAAGGAAAUCCAGAAGCAGCAUCCGUGGACUCUACUCUUUGCCGACGAUGUCAUGCUCGCGUCGGAGUCUCGAGAUGAUCUUCAGAAACAAGUGCAGUCUUGGAAGGAUCAGCUGCAGCAAUAUGGAUUGCGCCUCAACACAUCAAAAACUGAGUACAUGGAGUGCGGACCAAGGAUAGAGGAUGGUUCAAUUCGUGUUGAUGGCACCGAAUUAAACAAGGUGAACUGCUUCAAGUACCUUGGAUCCAAAGUGACUUCCACAGGCGACAUUGAUCAAGAAGGUCGAGCACGUGUUAAUGCUGCAUGGAUGAAAUGGAAAAUGGCAACAGGGGUACUGUGCGACAAGAAAGUCCCUGUUCGACUGAAGUCGAAGAUCUACAGGACGGUUGUGCGUCCUGUUGCCCUUUACGGAUGCGAGUGCUGGCCGACAACGAUAGCCUUGGAAAGAGUGCUGCACGCUAUGGAGAUGCGGAUGUUGAGGUGGACGAUAGGUGUGACGCUAAAAGAGAAAGUAUCCAACGACACUGUGCGCUCCAUCUUCGGUGUCGUCCCGAUAACUGAGAAGAUGAAGGAGGCGCGACUGAGAUGGUUUGGUCACGUAUUGCGGCGGGAGGAAGAUUCUGUUGCCAAAACCGCUCUGAAGCUCGACGUUUCAGGAGUGAGGCCGCGCGGGAGGCCAAAGAUUCGCUGGUUAGACCGUGUGAAGCUGGAUAUGAUAGAUGCACGUUUGUGUACGGCUGAUGCAAUGGAUACAACCAAAUGGAAGACAAGAAGCAGAAAAGCGGACCCUGCAACAACGCGGGACAAACGCUAG
Molecule: messenger RNA, 2928 nt
Organism: Necator americanus (New World hookworm)
Lineage: Eukaryota; Metazoa; Nematoda; Chromadorea; Rhabditida; Ancylostomatidae
Exons: 4
Coding region: 1-2928 (975 amino acids)
Molecular function (GO): catalytic activity
Source: RefSeq, a predicted model, not a curated record